AUGCCGCCACGGUCCCGCGCCGCGGCACCGAAGCUCGCGUUUCUCGUGCCGCUCGCCUGCGCGUUGCUGCUGGUGUCGCCGUGCCACUGCGUCAACGAGCAGGGCCAGGCGCUGCUGCGAUGGAAAGACACGCUGCGGCCGGCGAGCGGCGCGCUGGCUUCGUGGCGCGCCGCGGACUCCAAUCCGUGCCGGUGGACCGGCGUGUCGUGCAACGUGCGCGGCGACGUCGUCAGACUGAGCAUCACCUCGGUCGACCUCCAGGGUCCGCUCCCGGCCAACCUGCAGCCGCUUGCAGCGUCGCUCAAGACGCUGGAGCUCUCUGGCACGAACCUGACCGGCGCGAUACCAAAGGAGAUGGGCGGGUACGGCGAGGUGACCACCCUCGACCUUAGCAAGAACCAGCUCACCGGCGCGAUCCCUGCCGAGCUGUGCCGGCUCGCCAAGCUCGAGUCGCUCGCGCUCAACUCCAACUCCCUGCGCGGAGCCAUCCCGGACGACAUCGGCAACCUCACAAGCCUGGCGUAUCUGACGCUCUACGACAACGAGCUCAGUGGGCCGAUCCCGGCCAGCAUCGGCAACCUGAAGAAGCUGCAGCUCGGCCAGCUCAAGAAGCUCCAGACGCUGCUUCUGUGGCAGAACCAGCUCGUCGGCGCAAUUCCCCCAGAACUCGGACAGUGCAAGGAGCUCAUGCUCAUUGACCUGUCGCUGAAUUCGCUGACCGGGAGCAUUCCGGCCAGUCUGGGCGGGCUACAGAAUCUCCAGCAGCUGCAGCUGAGCACGAACCAGCUGACCGGCACCAUUCCGCCGGAGCUCUCCAACUGCACGUCGCUGACAGACAUCGAGGUCGACAACAACUUGCUGUCCGGGGAGAUCAGCAUCGACUUCACGAGAUUGCGCAACCUCACCCUGUUCUACGCGUGGAAGAACCGGCUCACUGGCGGCGCGGUUGACCUGUCGUCCAACAACCUCACCGGCCCCAUCCCCAAGGCGCUGUUCGGGCUCCAGAACUUGACCAAGCUGCUGCUUCUGAACAACGAGCUGUCCGGGCUCAUACCGCCGGAGAUCGGUAAUUGCACCAACCUGUACCGGCUCCGGCUCAACGGCAACCGACUGUCCGGCACGAUUCCCGCCGAGAUCGGCAACCUCAAGAACCUAAACUUCCUCGACAUGAGUGAGAACCACCUCGUCGGCCCGGUGCCCGCGGCCAUUUCGGGGUGCGCCAGCCUCGAGUUCCUCGACCUGCACUCCAAUGCUCUGUCCGGCGCAUUGCCGGACACAUUGCCACGCAGUCUUCAGCUCAUUGACGUCUCAGACAACCAGCUCUCCGGGCCAUUGAGCUCCAGCAUCGGGUCAAUGCCGGAGGUGACGAAGCUGUACAUGGGAAACAACCGGCUGACCGGCGGCAUCCCGCGGGAGCUCGGUUCGUGCGAGAAGCUCCAGCUACUGGACCUCGGCGGCAACGCGUUCUCCGGUGGCAUCCCGUCGGAGCUCGGGAUGCUACCUUCAUUGGAGAUAUCGCUUAACCUCAGCUCCAACAGGCUUUCAGGGGAGAUACCGUCGCAGUUCGCUGGCCUUGACAAGCUCGGCAGCCUCGACCUGUCGCACAACGAGCUCUCGGGGAGCCUUGAGCCGCUCGCGGCGCUGCAGAACCUCGUCACGCUCAACAUCUCCUACAAUGCCUUCUCUGGCGAGCUCCCGAACACUCCGUUCUUCCAGAAGCUCCCCCUCAGCGACCUAGCAGGCAACCGCCAUCUCGUCGUCGGCGACGGCUCUGACGAGUCCUCCCGGCAUGGAGCCAUCUCGUCGUUGAAGAUAGCCAUGUCCAUCCUCGCCGCAGUCAGCGCGCUGCUCCUGGUGGCCGCCACCUAUAUGCUCGCCCGCACGCACCGCCGCGGCGGUGACCGCAUCAUCCACGGCGAGAGCUCGUGGGAGGUGACACUGUACCAGAAGCUCGACAUCACCAUGGACGACGUGCUCCGAGGGCUAACGUCCGCGAACAUGAUCGGCACGGGCAGCUCGGGGGCCGUGUACAAGGUGGACACCCCCAACGGGUACACCCUCGCCGUGAAGAAGAUGUGGUCGUCGGACGAAGCGACGUCGGCGGCGUUCCGCAGCGAGAUCGCGGCGCUGGGCUCCAUCCGCCACCGCAACAUCGUGCGGCUCCUCGGGUGGGCCGCGAACGGCGGCACCAGGCUGCUCUUCUACGGCUACCUCCCCAACGGCAGCCUGAGCGGCCUCCUGCACGGCGGCCACGCCGCCAAGGGCUCGCCCGCGGACGAGUGGGGCGCGCGCUACGAGAUCGCGCUCGGCGUCGCCCACGCCGUGGCGUACCUGCACCACGACUGCGUGCCGGCCAUCCUGCACGGCGACGUCAAGUCCAUGAACGUGCUGCUCGGCCCGGCCUACGAGCCGUACCUCGCCGACUUCGGCCUCGCCCGCGUCCUGGCCGCCGCGAGCUCCAAGGUCGACACCGGCAAGCAGCCCCGCAUCGCCGGCUCGUACGGCUACAUGGCACCAGAGUACGCGUCGAUGCAGCGGAUCAGCGAGAAGAGCGACGUGUACAGCUUCGGCGUCGUGUUGCUGGAGAUCCUGACGGGGCGGCACCCGCUGGACCCGACGCUGUCGGGCGGCGCGCACCUGGUGCAGUGGAUGCGCGAGCACGUGCAGGCGAAGCGCGACGCGGCCGAGCUCCUCGACGCGCGGCUGCGGGCCAGGGCGGCCGAGGCGGACGUGCACGAGAUGCGGCAGGUGCUGUCCGUGGCCGCGCUCUGCGUGUCGCGCCACGCGGACGACCGGCCCGCGAUGAAGGACGUGGUGGCGCUGCUCAAGGAGAUCCGGCGCCCCGCGGCGGCGGACGACGCGAAGCAGCCGUCACCCACGGGCGCCGCCGCCACGCCCGCGCCGGUGUCGCCGGUGAGCGCGCACUCGAGGGGCCAAUCGUCGAGCUGCUCCUUCGCCGUCUCGGAGUACUUGGCCUGA
Molecule: messenger RNA, 2979 nt
Organism: Miscanthus lutarioriparius
Lineage: Eukaryota; Viridiplantae; Streptophyta; Magnoliopsida; Poales; Poaceae
Source: the annotation of a GenBank genome assembly